Gasterosteus aculeatus aculeatus (three-spined stickleback) is the source of this 2787-nucleotide messenger RNA. It is a transcript of the gene selenbp1, whose product is annotated as selenium binding protein 1. Gene Ontology annotation, molecular function: selenium binding; protein binding. The record is from RefSeq and is a predicted model, not a curated record. NCBI's taxonomy places the organism in Eukaryota, Metazoa, Chordata, Actinopteri, Perciformes, Gasterosteidae.
UAGACCAGGCUGCUGAAGGCUGCAGACUACAAGGCUGCAGACUACAAGGCUGCAGACUAGCGUCUUUGAGACACAGCUGUGUUCUGUCAGUGCGUCCCACGUUCACUCACUGUGAUCUAUGACCUGAUUGUGUAUUUUAUUCUUAGGCAUGUUUAUUGUUUGUUCCUGUGCUUUAUUGGCUUUUGUGAGGUCACUUGUGUUUGUCCUUUUAUCUGUUGUAAAGUGUAAAAAGGAUACACACACAUAUACACACACACACACACUCUGAAUGAGUCUCUGGUCUCAAAUGGUUAAUUAGGCAGAAUGGGCAUGUAAGCCCCGCCCCCUCUCCUCCCAUUGGCUGUGUCCUGACCUGACGGCCCCCCUCCCAUUUUUAUGCACAGGGGUCCUGGUCUCACAGAGUCCAAACUGCCCAAAGCUUCAGGAUCAGAUCAGAACCAGAACCUCCAAAAUGGGGAGUGACACAGAUCUCAGACCUGUUACAUGAAGACCAGACGGCUCCAAGCAACGAACCUAGAAGCCAGAACGUAAACCAUCUCCAGCUUCUUUAAAGAUAAGUCCAAGCUUCAUGGAAUGAAGCUACAUUCCCUCUAUGACAGCUGGACGCUUUAGGGCGGGGCUACGCGCUGACGGACAGGUCUCUAGACAUGUACACCAGUCCAGCGAUGAUCACUUAACAGAUGGCGGCGGCGCAGAAUUCAAACUUCAAACAUGAAGUUGUCGUCCUCUUAUUUAAAGUGUUUUUUAAAGUUCAUCACAUUUGGUUGGUUGUGUUUCCUCAGCCAACUGUUCAGAAUGUGGACCAGGGUACCGCAGCCCGCUGGACGCCAUGAAGGGUCGUCGGGAGGAGAUCGUUUACCUCCCCUGCAUCUACCGCAACACCGACAUCCACAAGCCGGACUAUUUGGCCACCGUGGACGUGGACCCCAAGUCCUCCACCUACACUCAGGUCAUCCACCGGUUGCCAAUGCCGAACCUUCGGGACGAGCUACACCACUCGGGCUGGAACGCCUGCAGCAGCUGCUUUGGCGACGCCUCCAAGAAAAGGAACCGCCUGAUCCUCCCGGCGCUCAUCUCCUCCAGGAUCUACGUGGUGGACGUGGGGACGGACCCCAGAGCGCCUCAGAUCCAAAAGGUGGUUGAGCCCAUCGACAUGUACUGGAAGUGCGACCUGGCAAACCCUCACACCACCCACUGCCUGGGCAACGGUCAGAUCAUGAUCAGCUGUAUCGGAGACCCGUCUGGCAACGGCAAAGGUGGCUUCGUCCUCCUGGACGGGGAGACGUUCGAGGUGGUCGGUAACUGGGAGCACCCGGGCGAAGCAGCGCCAUUCGGAUAUGAUUUCUGGUACCAGCCCCGACACAACGUGAUGAUCAGCACGGAAUGGGGCGCACCCAAAGCUCUGGCUAACGGUUUCAAUCCCAACCAUGUCAAAGCAGGACUCUAUGGGAGCUCCAUCCAUGUCUGGGACUGGACCACUCACAGGAAGCUGCAGACACUGGACCUGGGUGAGGAAGGGGCCAUUCCCCUUGAGAUCCGGUUCCUUCAUAACCCAGAUGCUACAGAGGGCUACGUGGGAUGUGCUCUGCGGUCUGUCGUCUUCAGGUUCUACAAAACGCCGGAAGGUGACUGGGCUGCAGAGAAAGUGAUCAACAUUCCUAACAAGAAGGUAGAGGGAUGGAUCCUACCUGAGAUGCCUGGGCUGAUCACGGACAUCCUGAUCUCGUUGGACGACCGUUACCUCUACUUCAGUAAUUGGCUCCACGGUGACAUCAGACAGUAUGACAUCACUGACAGCAGGAAUCCCCGAUUGGUCGGCCAGGUGUUCCUGGGAGGAAGUAUCGUCAGCGACGGUCCAGUCAGAGUCCUGGAAGACCCGGACAAACAACCACAGCCCCGCCCACGCAUCAUCCAGGGCAGGCGUGUCCCUGGAGGUCCUCAGAUGUUACAGUUGAGUUUGGACGGUCGUAGACUUUAUGUGACGACCUCUCUGUACAGUGGCUGGGACAAACAGUUCUACCCCGACAUGGCCAAAGAGGGCUCAGUGAUGAUGCAGAUCGAUGUGGACUCUGUGGAUGGGGGUCUCUCUGUGAACGAGGACUUUCUGGUGGACUUUGGUAAAGAACCCGAUGGUCCGUCUCUGGCUCACGAGCUGCGUUAUCCUGGAGGAGAUUGUACAUCUGACAUCUGGCUUUAGACACGAUCCACUAAGAAUAAAUCAAUGGUGGAUCAACACAGCCUCCUGAGUGUCACCUAUAACUAUGACGUUGACACAUCCAUCAAUACAUAAAAUACAUCUAUGUCUACAGUUGUGUGAAAAAGUGUUUGCCCCCUUCCUGAUUUCUUGAGGAAGGGAACUCAGGGGGAGUAGAAGGACUUAGCGUUCCGGAUAAAGGGUCAAAGAUGGAGGAGCAGUGCUGUUGGAUCUGACACGUUGUUGCACCACCUUUCAUCUUGCCGGAAGGUUCUGUGUCGGCGUUGCUGCUCUGAGCAGCUGGAAUUAAGCAACACAACAAUGAGACGACCCACAAAACAUGACUGGUUGUGCAUGUGGAGGCCAGUUCCUCCCUCUUGAUGUCAUUGAGUGGUUUUCUGCUCGUGCUUCACUCUCCAUGUGGCUGAAUUACAACGAUUCUGCAAAGAUGAGCCAGUUUUCACAAACGCUGGAUUGCAGUUGUUGCUGCUCAGGGCGACCGAACCAGUUAUUAGGGUUAGGGGGCAAUCACUUUCUCACACAGGGUUUGGAUUUUUUUCUCACCUUAAUAAUAAAAACUUCAUUUAAAAACU